GGAGUGUGAGGUUGUACUAUGGACUUGGAAACCUGCCUAUAAAAAGCUGUUGAAACAAAUGAUUAUACCUAAGUGUCGCUCGAUCUCGCUUUGCUCCGAUCUCUGCACUCUCAGAAGAAAAGUUUCCUAGUCAUGACUUUAGGAAAGGUAUCCAAUGGCAACAGUGUCGAGCUGGUGGAGGGCAUCAAAAAUAUCGGUUUUCAGGGGGAUGGCGAGGCGGAAGAUGCCACGAGAGCCCGAACCGAGAACAAGGAUUCAGAAGUGGACUUGUCAUCGGAUGGUGCCUAUACCCAAAUCAAGCCGUACGCAGGAAUGCCCAAAGACGUUCUGCUACUGUAUUCUCGCCAAGCAUGUUACCGGGUUCCAAGAGAAAUUCUGUUCUGGCUUACGAUCCUGUGCACGUUGACUUUGGUGGCGCUAACCAUCACGGUGAUAGCCCUUUCGCCGCGCUGUCUAAGCUGGUGGCAAUCAUCUCCUGUGUACCAGAUCUACCCGCGUUCCUUCAAGGACUCCAACGGCGAUGGCGUAGGAGACCUGAAAGGUAUCACAGAGAAAUUGCAACACUUGGUGGACCUGAACAUUAAAGCUGUCUGGAUCAGCCCCUUCUACAAAUCCCCCAUGAUGGACUUUGGCUACGAUGUGGAAGACUUCCUGUCUGUGGACCCUCUCUUUGGCACCAUGCAAAACUUUGACGACCUCCUCAACAAAAUGCAUGACAUGGGUCUGAAGCUAAUCAUGGACUUCAUCCCCAACCACACCAGCGACAAGCACCAGUGGUUCCAGAGGAGCCAGGCUAGAGAGGAGAAAUAUAAAGACUAUUACAUCUGGGUGGACUGUGACGGAAUCACUCCCCCCAACAACUGGGUGAGCAUCUUUGGGAACUCUUCGUGGACGUACAACGAGGUCAGAGGUCAGUGCUUCUACCACCAGUUCCUCAAAGAGCAGCCAGACCUUAACUUCCGCAACCCGCAAGUCCGGAAAGAGAUGAUUGACAUAAUUCGUUUCUGGCUGGAGAAGGGAGUGGAUGGGUUCCGCAUGGAUGCAGUCAAGCACAUGCUGGAGGCCAAACACCUGAGGAGUGAACCCCAGGUCGAUCCAAACCAACCUCCUGAGACAGUGGACACAGAGUUUGAACUGCACCACGACUACACCACCACCCAGCUAGGUCUGCAUGACAUCAUGAGGGACUGGAGGGCUGUGUUGGACCAGUUCAGCAGAGAGCCUGGGCGAUACAGGUUCAUGGUCACAGAGUCGUAUGACUAUGAGGAGAUAGAUAAGACCAUGAUGUACUAUGGGACGCCCCAGGUUAAGGAGGGGGACUUCCCCUUCAACUUCUACCUGUUAGAUCUGCCCAAAAACAUGUCCGGGAACUGGGUCCGAGACCUGGUGAACCUGUGGAUGACCAACAUGCCUGAGGGCAAGUGGCCAAACUGGGUGGUAGGGAACCACGACAAACCUCGUAUAACUUCCAGCGCGGGACCGGGCUACAUGCGUGUGAUCAACAUGCUUCUGCUGACUCUCCCGGGUACGCCCACCACAUACUACGGAGAGGAGAUCGGCAUGGAGAAUAUCCAGGUCAACAUCUCCGACAUCAAGGACCCCUUCGGCAAAUUUGACCCUAACUCCACUCGUGAUCCCAGCAGGUCCCCCAUGCAGUGGGAGGAAGGCCUGAACGCAGGCUUCAGUGGCAGCCUUAACGGCACCUGGCUACCUCUCCACCCAGAUUUCCAAACAGUCAACGUAAAGGCCCAGCAGAUUGACCCAGGCUCGGUUAUGUUCCAGUACAAGACCCUGAGCCGGCUCCGCCAGGCCCAGCUGCCGCUACAUCGCGGCUGGAUGUGCCACAUCUGGAGCGACGCUAACGUCUUCGCCUUCCUGCGGGAGAUCGACGGCCUGGGCCGAGCCUUCUUGGUCCUGCUUAACUUCGGGCAGGACACCGUGACGAACCUCUCUGCUGUCGCGGAGCUACCGGAACAGCUGACGGUGCACAUGAGCACCGACCCCGCCAGCGAUGGGAAGGUGGUGCGGAAGUCAAACAUCGCCACGGCAGCGGGGGAGGGGCUUCUUUUGGAAUACUCCACGCAUGUCCGGUAUAACCCCGCCCACCCGACACAGUGCUACGUGUCAGAGAAGACAUGCUACCUGGGAGGGCUGGACCUGCUGUAUAAGUGCUGACGGCCCUGACCCACGACCAGUCUGGAUAAGAGCCUCUGUAUAAGUGCUGACGGCCCUGACCCACGACCAGU
Molecule: messenger RNA, 2246 nt
Organism: Hypomesus transpacificus
Lineage: Eukaryota; Metazoa; Chordata; Actinopteri; Osmeriformes; Osmeridae
Gene: slc3a1
Product: solute carrier family 3 member 1
Exons: 11
Coding region: 133-2175 (680 amino acids)
Biological process (GO): amino acid transport; carbohydrate metabolic process
Source: RefSeq, a predicted model, not a curated record